Entamoeba nuttalli P19 is the source of this 522-nucleotide messenger RNA. RefSeq lists its product as hypothetical. NCBI's taxonomy places the organism in Eukaryota, Evosea, Mastigamoebida, Endamoebidae. The transcript has a single exon. The record is from RefSeq and is a predicted model, not a curated record. Bases 1 to 522 code for a protein of 173 amino acids.
AUGUCAAAAGAACAUCAUCCUCUCAUUAUUUCUACUUCUGUUAAACACACUGUUCAAUUAAACUCUCUUCCUAAAGUCAAAGAAGUUAAUCAACGAGGUAUUGAAAACGUCAUUAAAUUUAGAAGAAUGACUACUCAUUUUAAAGCUCCACUAAGUGAAGAGGAGUUAACUAAGUUAAGCCAAUUCAUUUUACUCUUUCAGAGUAAUGAAGUUAGUAUUACUAUUCUUCAUGAAAAAGAAAUACAACAAUUAUUGGAAAAAGAUAAUUUUACUCCAAAAUAUUCUGCUAUUAUUGUCUCUUCUCUUCUUUCUUCUCCAGUCAAAUGUAUUGAUACAUUAAACAGAGUUGAGUUAUUUUGUACUUCUAAUGAAUGGUUUGGUUAUUGGAACAAAGGACUUGCUUCUAAAUACAAGACUCUCCACAAGACUCAUUCAACUUACUGUCUUUGUGUUGGACAUUCCUUAUUAAGAUUUGUUAGAUAUUCACCACGUCCAUCACCAUCAAUACAAUACAAUUAUUAA